This is a messenger RNA of Aspergillus chevalieri, 300 nucleotides long. Its product is annotated as DUF2406 domain-containing protein. The transcript has 2 exons. The record is from RefSeq and is a predicted model, not a curated record. Lineage: Eukaryota; Fungi; Ascomycota; Eurotiomycetes; Eurotiales; Aspergillaceae. The coding region runs from base 1 to 300 and encodes 99 amino acids.
AUGUCCGACUCUGCCUCCUUCACCUCCGGCUCCCCGGCCACCUCCACCCACCACGGCUACAAAAAGUCCCUCUCCAGCAAGGCCGACCCCAACACUGCCCUCAACGAGCACCAACCCAUGGCCAACAUCGGCUCCGUCUCAACCUUCUCCCUCCGCUCCAUCCAACACACCGACCACGAGGGCCGACUCAUCACAGAGCCCGACCUCUCAAACCCCACCCGCCACCGCUUCGAGCGCCCACUGGAUACCAUUCGGAACUUUGAGGCUGCGAUUGACAGACGUCGUCGGGAGAUGUAUUAG